UAGGGUUGCUAUGAGCUGAAACUGACUUGAUGGCAAUGGGUUUGCGUUUUUCUUUUUUGGUUCUCUCUGACAGCACUUUCUUAUGGCUUCAGUUACCCCACAUCUGCACUUGGGUCACCCCAAAGCCACCUUACCACCAUGAAAACAAACCCUUUCUGCUCACCCAUUUUUCCUUUGCCAGUUACACCUGCGCAGCUCCCGGGCAACAGGCGCCCAGGCAGCAGGUUGACACCCAGUAUCACAGGCGCUUCCAGCACAGGGCCUGUGCGCUGCUCCCCUGUCCUGGCUCCCCCAUCCUUUUCAAGAGGAAGUCCCUGUGGUGGUGCUGCAGUGCCCGAGCCCCCACUGCCCCCGUACCCCCACUGUGUUUUCACUUUGCUACUUGUGGCUGUUGCCAUCUGCCGCCCUGGACAUGGUUCUUAUUGAUGAGUUCGUUAUCCCUCCUCAACCUGGAAUGUAAACUCUGUGCGGACAGGGAUUUCCCUUCUCUUUUUUCCCCUCCUAACUGACUCCUGCCCUCCCAUGUGCCCCAGACUCUGCUCCUCACUUCUCCCUGUGAUUGCUGUGGGACCUGCUAGGAGGUAGGACGGCCAGGCCCUAAGAACCAGGUUCUUGGGUCAGAAAAUGGGCCCUGGCCCAUUGAGGGCCACGUGCCCUGGGUGGAUCCUGAAACUGCUCGGGUUCUCAGUUCCUGAUCUGUGAGGGACAGCCCUCCUCUCCACAGAUGCCUGUUGAGGCACAGCUCAGGGCGGGGGAUGCUGCUGAGAGGAGACAGACAGGUCCAUCCUCGUCAGGCUCACGCUUCAGUGAGGGGCAGAGCAGACUUGUAGGAAGACCCCAGACCAUGUGGGGUGGGGGCAGGGUGCAGGGCACAAGGCUGCCAUGGCCUGCUGUUGUCCUGAUCAACUAUGGCCUGGUCACCUUAUCGUGUAUAGUACUAACAGCCAGACAUUUGGGUGGCUGGCAGAGGGAGGCACUUGGGAUUCCAGGAGAGCAUCAUCUGCUGUUGUCAGGCCCUGCCGAGGGUCCCUUCCCUUGCAGACCUGUUGGUGGGGAUGCUGCUGUGGCCUGGGGUGGAGUGUUGCGCUGUGGUUGGGCAUAGCUACUCUGGCUGGGCAUUGUCAGACGGGAGGCUGAUCUCCUGCCUUGGGGCACCCAGACCUUGGGCGCCCAGGCCUCUCCCAGCUUAGGGGUGGCCCUAGGGAGGGCCGUGUGUCUGCAGGCUGCCGAGGGCCUUGGGGAGGGCGCUGUGGCCCUGGAGCACCGUCUCACCUCUGUUGAGCACUGCACGCUACCCAUUCUUGGCCUUCGAGGAUGUGAGCCCCAGUGGGCAGGCUGCGACCUUGAGUGGGGCUGGCCAGGACGUGGGCCGCAGCUGUAUCCUGGUCUCUGUCGCGGGCAAGAACGUCAUGCUGGACUGUGGGAUGCACAUGGGCUUCAACGACGAUAGGCGCUUCCCUGACUUCUCCUACAUCACUCAGAACGGCCGGCUGACCGAUUUCCUCGACUGUGUGAUCAUCAGCCACUUCCACCUGGACCACUGUGGGGCGCUUCCCUACUUCAGCGAGAUGGUGGGCUAUGACGGGCCCAUCUACAUGACGCCCCCCACCCAGGCCAUCUGUCCCAUCCUGCUGGAGGACUACCGGAAGAUUGCCGUGGACAAGAAGGGCGAGGCCAACUUCUUCACCUCCCAGAUGAUCAAGGACUGCAUGAAGAAGGUGGUGGCUGUCCACCUGCACCAGACGGUCCAGGUAGAUGACGAACUAGAAAUCAAGGCCUACUACGCAGGCCAUGUGCUUGGGGCAGCCAUGUUCCAGAUUAAAGUAGGCUCUGAGUCUGUGGUUUACACGGGCGAUUACAACAUGACCCCGGACCGGCACUUGGGGGCCGCCUGGAUCGACAGGUGCCGUCCCAACCUGCUCAUCACAGAGUCCACAUAUGCCACGACCAUUCGUGACUCUAAGCGUUGCCGUGAGAGGGAUUUCCUGAAGAAGGUCCACGAGACCGUGGAGCGUGGUGGGAAGGUGCUGAUCCCCGUGUUUGCACUGGGCCGUGCCCAGGAGCUCUGCAUCCUGCUGGAGACCUUCUGGGAGCGGAUGAACCUGAAGGCACCCAUCUACUUCUCCACGGGCCUGACUGAGAAGGCCAACCACUACUACAAGCUCUUCAUCACCUGGACCAACCAGAAGAUCCGGAAAACCUUCGUCCAGAGGAACAUGUUUGAGUUCAAGCACAUUAAGGCCUUUGACCGAGCGUUUGCGGACAACCCUGGCCCAAUGGUGGUGUUUGCCACACCAGGGAUGCUGCAUGCCGGCCAGUCUCUGCAGAUCUUCCGGAAGUGGGCAGGGAACGAGAAGAACAUGGUCAUCAUGCCUGGCUACUGUGUGCAGGGCACCGUGGGCCAUAAGAUUCUCAGUGGGCAGCGCAAGCUGGAGAUGGAGGGGCGGCAGGUGCUGGAGGUCAAGAUGCAGGUGGAAUACAUGUCAUUCAGCGCUCACGCGGACGCCAAGGGCAUCAUGCAGCUCAUCGGGCAGGCAGAGCCUGAGCACGUGCUCCUGGUGCACGGCGAGGCCAAGAAGAUGGAGUUCCUGAAGCAGAAGAUUGAACAGGAGUUCCGAGUGAACUGCUAUAUGCCAGCCAAUGGCGAGACAGUGACGCUGCCUACGAGCCCCAGCAUUCCUGUGGGCAUUUCGCUGGGGCUGCUGAAGCGGGAGAUGGCACAAGGGAUGCUCCCCGACGCCAAGAGGCCCCGGCUACUGCAGGGCACCCUGAUCAUGAAGGACAGUAAUUUCCGGCUGGUGUCCUCAGAACAAGCUCUCAAGGAGCUGGGGCUGGCUGAACACCAGCUCCGCUUCACCUGUCGUGUGCACCUGCAUGAUGCCCGAAAGGAGCAGGAGACGGUGAUGCGUGUCUACAGUCACCUCAAGAGCAUCCUCAAAGACCACUGUGUGCAGCACCUGCCUGAUGGCUCAGUGACUGUGGAGUCCAUCCUUAUCCAGGCUGCUGCCCAUUCAGAGGACCCUGGCACCAAGGUGCUGCUGGUCUCCUGGACCUACCAGGAUGAGGAGCUGGGGAGCUACCUCACAUCACUACUCAAGAAGGGCCUUCCCCAGGCUCCCAGCUGAGGCCCCAGCAGGCCUGCUACCUCUACCUCUGCCCACUGAGAGCCCAGCCUCUGCUCCAGGACAGUGUCAGCACCCAGGGAUCUGGCUGCUGUGUCCCCCUGGGUGAGCAGAGCCCAUGGUAGGGCCACAGCCCUUCCAGCACCUGGGGAUAAGGCCUGUGGUAUGGGUGCUCCUACUAAGAGGGUGCUUCCGACUAAAACAUAAAUGAGCGUUAUUAUCUCUGAGCU
Molecule: messenger RNA, 3352 nt
Organism: Loxodonta africana (African savanna elephant)
Lineage: Eukaryota; Metazoa; Chordata; Mammalia; Proboscidea; Elephantidae
Gene: INTS11
Product: integrator complex subunit 11
Exons: 17
Coding region: 1410-3125 (571 amino acids)
Biological process (GO): snRNA processing
Cellular component (GO): nucleus
Molecular function (GO): RNA endonuclease activity
Source: RefSeq, a predicted model, not a curated record